AUGUCAAAGGAAGGAGAGUUGGUCAAUCUUUCUGCCACCCGCGCGGCCCCCUCUGAUGACGGCAAGGACGUAUUUACAGAUACCUCCAGUAGUGAGGAUGAGGGCGAAGACUUGCAACAGCUCUACAGACAAGUGUUGAGAGAUCGUUCGGCAUCAGAACAGGAUUUAUUCAUAGAGGAACUGGUAUAUACCAAGGAAGAGGAGGGUAAAGUCAUUCGAAAGCUGGAUACAAGGCUUUUCACAGCGGUCCUACUGUCGACUUUUGUCCUGAACAUCGACCGCACCAAUAUCUCGAAUGCUAUUUCUGCGGGUCUACCUCAGGACCUCGGCUUCACGAUCAACACUGUCAACACUGCUAAGCGAGUCAAAACAUUUCGCCAAGAACUGCACGUCGCUGACACUUUCCACAGUCAGGUGUAUGCUGUGAUAUUCACCAUCGCGACCCUCUUUGGAGCCGUUGUUGGGAAGUUCGUCGGCCCCCACCGAUACAUACCAUUAGCCAUGUUCUCAUGGGGAAUCGUCACACUCGCACACGCAGCAAUCACGAAUGAGGCUGGAUACUUUCUCGUCAGAUCCUUUAUUGCACUGACCGAAGGAGGUGUCAUCCCCGCCACAUUGGUCUACCUGGGAACAUUUUACAAAUCAGAUGAACUGGUCACUCGAUUGUCCUGGUUUUGGGGGAUCCAAGCGGUAGCAUCGGCAGUUAGCGGUAUCAUGGCGAGUGGAUUACUGAGGCUGCACGGUGUCAGAGGCCUGUAUGGCUGGAAGUGGCUCUUCCUUGUUGACGGAGCUUUGACGUUGACUGUGGCUGUGUGGCUAUGGUUUUACCUUCCUGGAAGUGUUGCCACUACAGCAGGGGGACUACGGACAAUUAGCAGGACAGAGGGUUGGUUCGAUGAACGUCAACAGAGCAUCGCUGUCACUCGGACUAUUCGAGAUGAUCCGAACAAACUCAAGUACUUGACCACUCGAGUGACAUUGUACGAUAUUAAAGAUGCCUUGACGGAUCGUCAUGUCUGGGCGCACUUGAUCCUUACCAUGAUCGGUCUGACUCCCGGAGCACCUCUAGGAACAUAUCUGCCCACCGUCAUCAAAAGUUUCAAAUAUUCCGUCUUUGCUGCCAAUGCUCUCACCGCGCCUGUGUACAUUCUUCAAUGUAUAUCCAUGGUUCUCAUGGGCUGGCACUCUGAUAAGACCAAGGAGAGAGGUCUACAUGGAUUGUUCGGCGCCACUUGGUUCUUGGUGGGAUUCGUCAUUCUUCGCGUCUUACCUGAGGAUGCACCCCGAGGUGCAAAAUACGCCGGAGCACUUAUCGCUGGCAGCUGGCCUCAGACUCACAGCUUGAACAUUGGCUGGAUGACGGAAAACACCGCAGGCGUGGCGAAACGGACGGUCGCCAGUGGAGCCAUCAUUGGCGCAGCUAACAUUUAUGCCGUCUGGGCCAGUCAGAUCUAUCGUGCAGACGACUCGCCUCAGUACAAAAGAGGAAACGAUAUCAACAUUGCCUUUUGUGGCGCGGCCAUCAUCCUGUGGAUACUCAUCAAGCUCGAUUAUAAACGAACCAAUAGGAAACGAGUACAAAGGUGGCAGAGUCUGCCACCGAUGGAAAAGCAAGAGGUGGCUCAGAGAGCAGAGCUGGAGGGAAGCAGGAGUCUUCUGUUCAAAUUCGUACAUUGA
Molecule: messenger RNA, 1677 nt
Organism: Kockovaella imperatae
Lineage: Eukaryota; Fungi; Basidiomycota; Tremellomycetes; Tremellales; Cuniculitremaceae
Product: MFS general substrate transporter
Exons: 10
Coding region: 1-1677 (558 amino acids)
Biological process (GO): transmembrane transport
Cellular component (GO): membrane
Molecular function (GO): transmembrane transporter activity
Source: RefSeq, a predicted model, not a curated record